Amoebophrya sp. A25 is the source of this 949-nucleotide messenger RNA. The record is from the annotation of a GenBank genome assembly. NCBI's taxonomy places the organism in Eukaryota, Dinophyceae, Syndiniales, Amoebophryaceae.
AUGAAAGUGCGCCUCUUGAGGAAAUCGGGGGCUAGAAGUACCCACUUUGAUUCGCUAAAUUCGUUAGUGCAACGCUUUUUGUGCCGGUGCCUUAUUGAAGGAUAUCCUUCUACUUAUGAGUCUACCAUUGAUUUUGAAUCAAUCAGGAUGUCCUCCAAAGACGCCAUGGCCUGCUAUUGUCAAGUGAGAUUUUCAGCAGACAGAGCUUCCGUGAGUUUAGGAGGACAGCAAUGCCUAGUCAGGCUUCAGCUACUCAGAACUUUUUUUGUUGAACCCGCAAAUCGUUGCAAUUUCUUUCGUGCAAAGAUGAUUGAAGAAGCAAGACAGUGUGUCAUUUCUUUUCCUUGCACUCGAUCUUGUUCUUUUUAAAUUAAUACUUCCUCUGCAGACCCCCACUUUCUCUCUCCGCGUGAUCUACUCGUUGUUGUACAUGAUUGCCCUAUCACCGUCAUACUGUACACCCAUUUGACGAAUUCAGUAGAAAAACUUUGUAUUGUGUUACAUAAGUCUAGUUUUUUUCUUGAUGUAUCCAUCCAUGCGCAGUGACGGAAACCUUGAAAUAUAAAUAUUGUUCUUGUAGGUGUCAUCUGAAUACUUCAACUCGAUGCCAUAGCAGGGCAAAGACCGUUUCUUGGAUUCUCCAGAAAACAACAAGCAGGCAUGUCGAGGAUUGAUUUUUUCCUGAGUAGAAGUACGUACGAUAGAGAUGCUGCCGCGCAAGCAGGUCAUAUAUUUAAUGAUGAGCUUCGUGUAAUUGGUUCUUCGAUCUCAUAUUUCGUCUUCCUUCUUUUUAAUUCCAAGAAUGCUGAGUGCUAGCGACGAACGAUAUGCAGGUCACCUCUACAAUGCAAUCAGAAUGAUUCCUUGUUCUUCUCUCAUCAUCAUUUUUGCUUGCACUUGCUGCACAGAUAUCAUGCUCUGUCCAGGUGUAAAAUGAGGAAAGGAAAAA